CGCGACAGCUCAACGUCUAGCUACUGAGCAUUGCGAGAACCGCAGCCUAUCACUACAAGCGUUGGACAGCUGGGAGGUGUAAUUAUAUCAGCUCCAAAGCUGACUUUUGAGUGCUCUUACCUGGAUUGAGUUAUUUCACAAGAUCAAGAAUUAAACGGACUAAAGCCAGAGCCCAAUAACAACGUAAAGCUUGGUUGAAAGCCAAACCGUUGUUUGGCAAGUUUUGUGAACAGCUGCAAGUCUAUUCUGGUUAAAAGACUGCGUAAUCAAGAGAAAAAAAUGAAAGACCACCAUAACAAGCCCUUUAAAGUGAUCGUUUUUGGGGAAUCAGGAGUCGGAAAAUCGGGUAAGUUCAAAGAAGUCAUGAUCAGAAAGAUUUAAUAACGGCAGACCUAGUGAUUAGCUAUCACCAAUCACAUCAUUCUUUGGUACGCUGUAUAACUUAUAUUGCAUACGGCAGAUGAGUGAUAAAAUGUAUCAAAGCAUGUUGAGUUUCCGUAAAAAUAUCACGAUGCAUAUCACAAGUUGACAUCCCAAGCCAUUUAUAGCAUAGAUUAUUUACCCAGCUAUAGAUUGCGUGUGUGCCAAAACCCUUAACUACUCCGCACGAAGGCGAAAUUCAGUGACGUGACACGAUUUCGGUACGAAGCAAAUGCUCUGUUAAAGUAAUUCCUUUGAAAAAUGUCGUCUAGGAGUCUCAGUUCAGAAUAUGCAUUUUUAAAAAAGUCAUCAAUAUUCUACAGGGUAAAAAAUAUCCCUCCCUUAAUCAGGUUCAAUAUCCAAUUGUCUACCUUGAUAUCCCUCAUUGACAUUACAGUUUCCUAGAAAACAUAUUAAAUUAACAUAAUCCCAUGAUGUUGAUUAUUUUUACCCGAAGAACACUGAAAUAACAACUCAGGCCAUUAUUGCAUGUGAUUUUACGGCAGAAUGGAUUUAAACGUAUUCCAUGGAGAGCGAUGACUUACCAAAUUCAAAAUGGUUGAAGUUUGAACUGUAGACGGUUUUAAUUUUCAAUUAAAAUUGCUCAUGUGCAACAGUGAAAGAUAUAUCACAAGUCACGGACAAGCGUACGUACGGUACUAACCUUAGUGAUGACGAUGGAACAGCUGAUGUCACGUGAUUUAAGACCCUACAAUUAAAUUGAUUGUUUCUCGUUUUUUUGGGUUUGAAGCACUAUCCAAAAAAUUUGUAAAAAAUGGUUUGUUGAGUCGUUAGAUGGUUACUAUUGCUAUUUCAUUAUUGUUACCAGCUGAUGACGAAAUGUGCAGCGAGGAUUUGAGAAUGUAAAACGAAAUUAAAUCUUUAAUGUUCGGGCUUCUGAUUUUCUCCGUCCAUUCAGAUACAGAAUUCAGGUUGAGGACUGUCUACUAUCGACUAUGGACUGUGUAUGAAAUUUUACAGGGGUCUAGUCAUUAAAGACUCGGCAAUCUGAGUAAUAAAAAGUUAUCGCGAUGCACUAUGAUAGCGGAACCCAACGACCAACUGUUUCCAAUCACGUCAGAAAUGUCUCACAUGAUUUUCUCUCGGCUUUGGUUAAUCUGGAGCUGCCUUUCAACCUAUUUAUCGCUUCGGAUGUCUUAUAGAGGAACUUUGGACGUCUCGAAAAUUUUAGGUGGCCGUUCUUCGUCUCAUCUGAAACUUUCAGCUGCCCUGAUGGGACCGGUCGAAAGUUCAAGGACAUGGAAUAGCCGUACUAUUCUAGGGGACAUUCUGUCUUUAUUCCGAAAUUUUCAAGCGACCUUUUUUAACAUCUAUCGCAAUAUCUUGGUAGUAAAAUGUGAAAAACACAACUUCCGAAAAUUGUAGUUAAGUUAGAACGAGAAAAACUCCGAAUGAUCUUAAAAAAAUGAAACGGUUAUCCAGAAUUUUUAGCCUUUCUUUAGAAAACUUCAGAAUUUCUCUAGCAGAUAAUAUUUCCUUCUUCAAACAGUUAUUUCACAGAAAAAAGGUCGUUAGGUUUCCGUGGACUAAGGAUGCCACACUGGCGGUGUUCUUUCAUUCCAAAGUUCAUUUUUCUAUUAACUAUCCUGAGCCUUGCUGCUUUGUUUGUCGAAGUGAAUUUUGUCCGUAAUGAACAUCACGUGCUUAAGAUCGUGUGUACGUGUGUCGGGAUGAUUGGUAGCUAAAUGGCUGUGAACCCCGUCCAAAGGUUCAUAAUUAAGCAAGAGUGAUUUCUUUGGAUAACCCAAACAAUUCACUUGGGUGUCUGAGUCCUCUUGUCAGAGCUUCGUAGACAAACGCACUAAAAUUACACUAUCUGCAGGCCAUCAGGAUUGUAGCGCAGGGGAGCAUGUAACGUGCGAGGGAGCGAGCGAGGCACACGCGCACGUUAAAUUCUUGCCCACGCGACAAUCCUGAGAGAAUGCUAGUAUUCUACGCUAAAAUCACUGAGUCCUUUACCCUUUUUUGUAGAUGUUUCACAGAAUGGGGUAACAAGCCUCCGGUUUUAUCUUUAUUUACAUGGAAAAUUUGACACCCAGUGUUUCGUUUACCGAGUGGAUAUUUAACUUCUUCAGUUGUUUUGUUGUUGCGGCUUGUUUCUGAGUAUGUUUUCUUUCGUGUUCUUUAAUUUCUCAUUUUUCAGUUAUCUUCCUUCCUUUGCGGCAGUUUGUUAUGUCAAUUUCGCCGUCUCUUUAGUUUGCCUCACAGCAUAUUUUUCAAAAAUAAACAAGUGAAUAAAUAAAUAAUUAAAAUAAAUAAACAUAAAUAAAUACCUAAAUACAUAAAACAGCUUAGCAAAGGAAGAAAUACAAUUUUGUCCCUUAAUAUGCCACUUAUGGUCCUCUUGGUCGCUAAAACUCUUUCUUAAGCGGUAGCGUAAGUGCUAAAUUGCUUAUGUUAGACGUCUGAUACAAUCAGUGAUAUAUCGUCAAUUAUAAUUUCUCACGCGUUCAGAGAACUCCUAUUAUAAUUUGUGAUUCUAAUACUAAUUUGUACAAUAAGUACUUUACCUUGUGGUGUUUCAAGGAUUUUAGGUGUUUCUUUUUUCAUGUGAAAUAACCUGGCUCAGGAAAGGUUGUUUGACUUUGUUUUUCCCGUUUCUCUCUGUCACAUUGCACGAAUGAGUAUCUCGCUCUCAAUUUAACCGUCGUUAUCAGUACGACAACUUCCGUGUCCUAUAGUUGCUUGGUCAACCGCAACUUUAAGCCAAAGGAGCCGUACAGGUAUAUCACAGUUGAUAGACUGUUAAUUUGUUUUGUGAACUGCACGCAAAGUGGCCAAGAUUACUCGCUGACAUAUUCUGCGGUAAACUGAACUAGACACUAACCGUAAAACCUGAGAAGAUCACCGAGAAAUUUUAAUUCUCACCAAAUGUUCCAUUUUUUUUUAAUAGUGAGUAGUUUCGCCCUAUUUUUAAAUAUAAUUGCUAUUCCAUCAAUUUUUAAUAAGACGGAAUGAAAGCAUUCCGUAAUCAGAUUUACCACAUCGUCAAGAACCUAACAAGUGCUUUGUAAAGCUCUCGAUAUUGCUGUUAUUUUGGGAAGACGUCUUCCGUGAUUUGUUCAAAAUGUGAAACAAAUAAACAUCUCCACAGGCAAAUAAAUUUGCAUUUUUAACAACAGCCAUACGUUUAAUGAUAUUAAUCACAGACAUAAUUUACUCAGUUAUUUCAAUAUUCACGCCUCAUGCGAUGAUUUGGCUCCUUCCUUGUUGCAAAAUAUUUUACUCUCCUUCGUGUACAAGGGAGUUCUUUUAUAUUUUUUUUCGCAGUUUUAUCAUAUUUUAUUGUACUUUUAGAAAUACGAAUUUUCACAGCAAGAUGUAUAUGUAACAUGAAUUCUAUGUAUUCACCUCCCUUCCUGUAGGUUAAAAACAUGACCUGCUAGCACAGUCGGGGAACCUCUUCUUUUCAUAGCUUAAUAGAGUGCCUUAAUCCGUUCUGGCAUCUAAAUAAUGCCAUGAUUUAAAACUACUUUUUAAUUAGCAUCUUCAUCCCACCAACACUCACGUUUCUAAAGGGUGAUAAUAGAAAAACGAGAUUCUUGAAAGAUAAUAAAUGGAUGUACUUAGCAGACCACUUUCUCGUGUUGAACUGAAUUCAGACCGAUAAGUCCGUACUCGUGUCCUAUGUACGGCUUUUCUGGAAGACGACCAUAUUGGGGCCGCAAUGUUUAAAUUAAGAAAAUCAAUAAUAAUACGACCACCGUUGGGCCAUAAAAUCCUGGUCGUAAUAAGGAGGUGGUCGCAUUAACGGGGUCUUCAAAAUAAUAAAAUGACUCAAUGUUUUUUACUUUCGGUUUGAAAGAAUAUGGCCGUAAUAACGAGGUGGUCUUAUAAACGGGGUGGUCGUAAGGCGGGGUUCCACUUUAUAACGACAUAAGUUCGAUUGUGGACAAGCCCGCGCGACCGCUCUUUAUAAGGUUUGACUUAAUUAUAAAACAUUGGUAACGGAACGUGACCUUUGGUAAACGGGCCCCUUGAUUACAAGACUUAUUCCUUAAGUAAAGGCAAUAUGAGAAUGUGGUUUCAGGGGAUGGGGGACGGGGGGGAGGGUUGGUAUGUCCUUGUAAAGUCGUGAAGUAUCUUUUUCAUUGUUAAAGUCAUCUUAAAGAUUUGCAGUGUUCUAAGGAGAAUGGGUAUCAUAGUGAUAUGCAAGAAGUCGUUGAUGAAAACUUCAUAUAGAUAUCCACGAUUGUUGGGAGCAUAUUACUAGCAUAGUGCCGUGACAUGAGAUCGAUGUUGUUUCUCCUGAUCAAAUAUGCCGUUUUGUAGAAGUCAGCUUGUGACGAAAAUGAAGGAAGGGGUUCUAAAUCACUUGUCACAAGUAUUUCCCUGACGGUGGUUACAACAAAGCUUUUUUCCUUCUUUCUUCUUCCUCUUUUAAACACGUUUCAUAGGCCAAGGUUGCUCUAAGAGUGAAAAAUUUCACCGAGAAGGAUUUAAAUACAUUGGCUUUUUAUAUAAUGCUGAUAACCUGUACAAGUCGUACAUGUGGCUCCCGGACUAUAAUUGUAUUUUAAAAACGCCUGAAUUCUCAGUGUGCUCUCCUCUCGCAGGUAUCUGAACCCGAGCAAAGAACAAAGCAGCGAAGAUAAUCACCAUGCGCCGCUUGCUGCAACUAUAGUUAAAGUUUACUUCUAUCCACUUACCUUAAAAAAAUUUGUAAAUCAGUUUGUCAGCCACAAGAACUUUUGCUACCCCUCAAGUUCUAAAGAGAGAGAGAGAGAAUUUAAAAAAAAUUGCUGGCUAUGACUGUUAACAACGUCGUCAUGCCAGCAUUUCAAUUACUACUGCUUAAUAACUGUCAUUUUAAGCACAUGUACUUAUCCUAGCCGUACCUGACUCAAUGGGUGUUGGUAAUAACUUGUGCGAUAAGAUUAUACCUAUUCAUGACUGAACGUGUCAAACAAUGCCAUGAUACCACACUUAUUUCGCCAAAAGGCAGAAGAGAGGAAAAUAUCUCGCGGUUUGAAGGAUUACUCAAACUUCAUUUAUAAUCUUGACGUCGUAGCUAAUCUCAGCCCGCAAAUCACGUACCUGCAAACAGAUUUUUCUUCUAAAGUGUCGGUUUAAUUGCUUUCCACAGUGUCUCCUGCCUUUCAACUUUCUAUGGCAGGUCUUACAAAACUUAUUUUCUCUUUUAUGGUCCAUUACCGAAGUGCUUUCUCAAGUCUGUUUUUAGUAGUAGACACCUUUUCAAAUUUUCGUUCCUGAUUUUGCUUUUAAUGCCUUAUUUUCUCAUUAUCUUAGAGAUUCCGAUCGCUUUUUCACAAAUUUUUCUUAAAACUCCACUCGAAGUAGAAACAUAACGAAAAGUUCUCGUCUGAGGUGGAUCUAAACGAGUCUUUUAUUGAUGACCUCUUGGUCCACAAUCGUUCAAAGAUAUGUUUCUUAUCUGACUUAUCUUUCUUAGUUGUUUACCGCCGCUUCCGCUGAUUUUUGUUCGGAAAUACAAACAAGUUUUAAAGACUAUUCAAAACUUGUAGUUUAUAAGUUUUUCGAGUUUCUCGUUUCCCAGGUUGACUAUCACAAGCUGCGUUAUAAACAACUUCAGUGUUUUCCAGAUGAAAAAAAUUUUUCCGGUUGUUUUGUGUCUUUCUUAGUUACAUCAAAAUUCCAUUUGUUAAUCAAAACAUGGAUUAAAUCAUGCAUUAAAAAAAUACAGUCAUGUUUAUCUCACUGGGGAGUCCCUCUUGCCUUUCAUAACCUAAAUUUUUCCAUUUAACUCAAAAAAAUCGAAGGAAGCCAGGUUUUAUUCGGUCGUUCUUGUGUUCCAUAUGUAUGUUUAUCAAGUCAUUAAACGCAUUACUGCUACCUCAAACACAUUGAUCGAUUGAUCAACACUUAAAGACAAUUGAGUUCAAGUGUUAAAAUGUUGUUCCUACUAAUUAAGUGUACAUAAGCUACCUUAUAAUCCUCUGAUUAUUCUGAUAACGUGUUUGUCUUUCCUUACAGCGCUAAGUAUACGAUACGUGUGUCAGGAGUUCUCGAUCACCUAUGACCCAACGAUAGGUAAGCUAUAAAGUUGAUAGUAUUAUUGUAGUGGCAGGCCGAAGCAAAAAUGACACUUUUUGAUUGAUGGUUACGGUUUCAAGCUUCACUCCUGGUUAAUUAACAAAUCAUAAUCACAUUACGUUUAGUUUGAUUUGUUUCUAUUGUCUGGUUUCACGUUUAUAUGCUUCGCCUAAGCCUUGAUUUGAUUACAUUUCCAUUACACCCAAGGAUAAUUUUGGACAUGAGACUUAGAGUUCUUACUUUCAAAGUUAUGAUGUGGCCAACUAAAUUAACAUCUCCAACAUGUAUGUUUUCUCUGUGAAGGAUCUGACAAAAUCAGGUGACAAAGUGAAAUUUUGAAGUUCACUUGCAUUUUACUUCAAUCUCUACCUGAAGGAUAAGGGGGAGGGGGGAGGUUAACUUCUCUGUAUUAACACGAGGAUUCCGGUGCGAUGUUUGUUUGUUUCUUUUUUUUUUCUUUUAACACCCUGAAAUGAUAAAGGAAUUUCGUUUUCUGGAGGUGACACAAAUUUUUAUUUAUUUUUACAAAACAAAUUUUUAUUUAUUUUUACAAAUAACUGACACUGACAGAUAGAAAAAUACAACUACUGUAGCUGCCUCGUUAUUAUUAUAGGUGAGACCCCUCCGGGGGCAGGAGCGGGAGCGGUGGCAGAGGCGGAGGCGGGGGAGUUUAAAGGGAAGGCCGGUGGGAAAGUCUAGGAAUUGCCUAUAACGUCACUUUACUUCAAGUGAAAUUAUUCCAGCCAGGAAAAUUGUAUAUUUCAAAACCAAGAUCUGAUUCACCCUUUUUGGUGAGCAAUGAUUACAUGGCGCUGAGGUCUAGUUACGCUCUCCUCUCUAAAUUGUUGUAUUUGUCGCAGCCCACUUGAGAUCUGAUUAAAUCGGAAGUCAUUUUAGUAAUUUAUUCUUGUAAUCUGUUAACAUUUCCGAAGAGAUUGUUUUCAGCAGUGGUCAUUUUAAGCCCAAUGUUCACUCUUUUUUUUAUUAAUUGACACUGUUCUGCGUUGUUUUCAGUUUUGUCGUGCGACCUCAACGUCGAUGUGCCUCCACGCGUUCCCUUUCAAAAUCGUGACAACUUGAAAAUGAUCAUUUAGCAUUGAUUUUGCAGCGACGUAACUAGAUUGUACGUGCACAGCUGUUAUUCUGCUUGAUCAAUCGUAAUCCGCAUGACGUUUCCAUGACAUCACCAUCGUGGUUGUUCGCACUCUUCUUACAGUUCAAUGCAAAUAAUGCAAGUUAACACUAUUCCCCAAAACACAGUUUUCUUUUGCGAAUUAAGAAUACCAAAUCGGAAUUCAUUCAAGAUGCAGACAGCCAUCAUACUAUUAAAAUCCCGCUACAUUCCAACCAUGAUUGAUACAUCGUCAUGAAUAAAUAUAGACCGUUCUCUCAUUAGUAAUUAGAGUUAGGGUCGAUUUCCUCUGUCGUGUAACUUAUCCGUGCGUACGCACGUAAAUUUUAUGCACAUAAAUAAAGUAGAGGCAAUGUAUAACAGACCGCGCGUAAACGUAAAAGGUUGAGCGAGGUUCAAUGUGGACCCUCAAACAUUGCCUCUACAUGUAUUCUAUUUAUGCGCGUAAAAUUUGCGUGCGAACGCACGUAAAAACUACUCGAAAGGGGAAAUCCACCCUAAGAGAUAGUAACCACAGUAAGAUUUCCGUAUAACCCCUCCCAUUUAUUAUGCACGCAGCAAUUUCGACCUUUUUCCACAAAUAUUUUAAUAUGAAUAGAGUCGAAACAUGAAUGCAUAAUUAAUGUGGGGUUAUACAGAGAACUUGCCGUGACCAGGUCCCUAAAAGUUCAAAUGGAGAAGGGAAAAACCAAGGUUUUCAUGGUAUAAAGCACGUAUAUACGGGACGAACAGUACACAAACUUACAUGAAGCCGCGUGCAAAUGUCCCUGAAAGGCAUGCCAUGGCUGGAAAUCACGCCCGCGUAACUACAGCGGCUUUCUCAUAUACUACCUCAACAGCAAUGUAAAGGAACCUGGAAAUUUGUGCCUGUGGAAUCCGGAAUCCAGGAAAAAAAUUCCUGAGGAAUCCAGAAUCUUGGGCUUUGGAAUCCGGAAUCCCACUAAUGAUUGGAAUGCAGAAUCCAAGUCCCACUGACAGAAAAUCCGGAAUCCAGUACCAAGAGUCCGGAACCUAUGUCUUGGAACGGUCUUGGAUUACCUAACUCGGGGCGAUCAACAAACACGGCGAUAUGUUCAUACUAGAACACAUGUGUGCAGCGUAAAAUUAUAUUAGAGAAAUAAGGAUACAAAAACUUCUCGCGUACCUGUAACCUGCAAGGUCGGAAACCAGUUGUGGAACCAGCAGUAUUCCAUAGUAAGAAUAUCAUAUCUAUCUCCGCAAAUUUUCGGUUACUUUAACGACAACUUUUUUGAGCCAUUCAUGCUGUAAAUUCCUGCUGUCGCAGUCUCUGUAGCCUCUCACCUCAGCCGGCCGGGUUUCAAUCGAAUGUUUGAUUUUACCACGGUUAUUCCUGUGAGUCAACAUCGCAUCUUACAAACUCAGCGUGUUUCAGAGAGAUUGGAAACGAUUAUAAACGCCGUAUAUACGUUAACUUUGGCGAUAAAAAUCAUAGUGUCCAGAUACAAGGAGGCCAUUUCCACUUCAAAGUGACCGAAGUUUGCUCUCUCCCGGCUCCGAUCACCUCGAUAACUCGUGCAGUUCUAGUGAAUCGAUAGUCACAUGUGCGACUCAUGUCUGACCAGCGGCGUUUAUUUUGGGGUAAAUACGUUGUGUCUUACUCCUCUAUUUAUCCUCUAGACCUGCGCUUGAAACCUGAGCCCGAGAGCUCCACUUGACAAAAGCUUACACGCAAUAACAGGGCUUACUGGUGGGAGCCACACAAUGUUUUCUGGUGGAUUAUCAGAGGAAAUAUGUCUGCCAUUUCUGGCCAUGGCAGAAAUUAACUUACCAAUACCAAGUAACGAAGCAGAGCCACAUCGCCAUAAACUAGAGAGCUCAAGCAACAACAACGGCGACAACUACGAAAACGUCAGAUAAUUAAAAAGUGAAUUCGCGCUUCUUCAAACUUUAUCGCGCUUAUUCUAUCUCGUUCGAUCCGUCAAAUGUUGGUAAUUUUUUCUGGAGUUGAAUUCUUUAAGACUGUAUCGAAGUUCAGGAAAAGAAAAAGAAAGUCAUUGUCGUGCCGUUCACGUCCUCAAAAAAACAUGAAUUUAGGCAUUUUCACGUCCCUAGCUAGUGGUGCGGUGACGCCAAAGGCCUGAUGCACGUGCAGGGCUGUAAUUGUUUUUCCAAUCUAAACCUACUGCUUUUCUGUUGAUCUUUUAGCUCGUUGACACUGCCGUCAUCGUUGCUUAAAAUCCCCACUAACUUGAUAUGCCGGGCCUCCGAGUUUUGCGCCAGGGCACUUUUAAGACAUCAGACAUGAUGUGACUUAGAGCUAACUUUGAUUUUUCCUUGUCUGCGAGCAAGCUCUCGGGUACGUGCCGGGGGCUUCUUCGCAGCAAAUUUUGCCUUUAGUAGGAAAACAAGACGCAAUGCGUCAAGGUACGGUUUAAGCAAGGAAAUUAUUGUUGUUGUUUGUCUAUUUCUUUCUAUUCAUCUUUAUUUACUUCAUUUUUGUUCAGAGGACAGCUACCAAACGGACAUCAAAAUUGACGACAAAUCAGUCAAGGCUGAAGUGAUCGACACGGCGGGAAACGUAAGUAGAGAUGACGGUAUUUCCGACAAGUUUUUAGUUAUGACACUCAGUUGAUCCUUAGCCUGCUAGGAAGCUCUCUAUGGCAAGCGAAGCGAGAUACACACGAGCGUGCUGAUCUCGCGGGACUUCUCACGACUGCCCCAAAAUGGAGAUCUUGUUCGUAGUCUAGUUAAUCGUCGGUUAUAGCAAGCUAUAAAUAUCUUGAAGUAAAGUAAAUAUCCCGGAGGGGUUACUUCCCAGUAACAGGUUAAUAAGGAUCGCGAAAAUUACUUUUUCCCAAAAGUGACUAAGUUCAGGGGUCUUUUAAAAGUAAUUAGCCUGUUCAAGGCUCCAUUCGCUCGUGUACACUGACUGACUGAUUGGAAAAUUCAGGAUAUUUUAUAUAAACCGUGUUGAAAAUUUGAAAAUCGUUCACCCUCGUUCUUACGAGGCAAUUUUGCCUUCUGUGAUUAUCAUUAUCCUUUUCUAAUUUCCUCCGUGAUGAUUUAUUCUUUCUUUAGGACGUGUUCCGACGCAUGAGGGAUCAAUACAUUAAAAGCGGUGAUGGCUUCCUGUUAGUUUAUUCGGUCACUGAUCGCUGGAGCUUCCAUGCUGUCACUGCCUUCCGUGAGCAAAUCCUAGCAGUCAAGGGUCAAAAACACAAGAUUCUCCCGGACAUCCCUUUAAUUUUGGUUGGCAACAAAGUAAGGGUAAACAAACUCAAACGAUAUGUUGCUUAAUUCUAUUUUAUAUCUUACGUUUGUGUCCACGUUGGUGGGAUAAAGGGGCCGGUUGGUCAACAAUACCUUUAAGAUUGAGAUUUUUCAAUCCAAAAACUGAUUUUGCUUUUCUAUACUAAAGUAAGCCAGGGGAUAUGUAAGCUAGCCUGCGAACAAGCUCUCCAUUUGGGGGAUAUCGUGAAAAGUACACACGCGAGAGGCACGCGAGAGGAGACGCGACUGCAGGGGGCUCCUUUCGCCGGCCCCUCGCGGCUUCGCCGCUCGCUCGCGCGUUCUCGCGCGACUCGCCUCGCUCGCCCAAAUAGGAGAGCUUGCUCGUAAGCUAUUUGUAAGCUGAUGGUAAAACUAACGGAUACCAUGCUCCGAGUAGUUUCUAUUUCGAAUUUUUAGAUCUCAUGAGCUAUUUUUAGAUUUAAUUAGUUCAACGAUCCAUUAGAACUUUGGAUUUUCUCUUAAUUUUUUGUAACGAGUUUAAUUCUGUCAGCCAUUCAAUAUGCGAUUUAGAAUCUUAAGCUAACUUGGAUGCUGACAAACAAACGCCAUAGCUGACUGACUUCGCAACAAAACAGAGCAAUUCUGUGCCUUGUUAUUCAACGAGAUUCCUUCCUUAAUUUCAGUGCGACUUAGAAGAAGAGCGAGUAGUUUCCUAUCAAGAUGCGAAGAAAAUGGCUGAGAAUUUUUCUUGCCCACUUUUUGAGACAUCAGCCAAGAAUGACACCUGUGUGGACGAAGUCUUUUCCUGUCUUGCUCGACAAAUGAAAGCAUCAAGGGCUGUAUCCACAAGAAAAGCCUUCAAGCGAGAUCAGCAUCGAUCCUCAUUAAGACACUUACCGUUUGGAGAAAAAAAGUGCAAGGGAAGGCUUGAGACGUUGAGGCAAAGUGAGUCGUCACCCUCCAGCGUGCCAACAAGGAGACGGGCUGGCUCCUUUCGAGGUUUUAUUUGUGGAGCAAGAACGCUUGGUACAACUUAGAAGAAAACGCUUUUGUCUUUAAACGUGUCGUUUAGUAAAAUUUACCCGUUUUACUCUCAGAGCGAAACCUGGAAACAGUUUAUGGGAUCCAGCCUUUUGACUACAUCGGAUCCUGUGGGGCAAACAUAGCAAUGACAUUUGCAGGAAAAAGUUUGAAACUUGGCUCCAAAUUAUAACACGAAUUGCCCGUAAGGACCUCUUUUAUGUCGUUUCUUCAUUUAUGAUUUUUCAUAGCUCCUUUGAGUUGAAGUGGUAGAACCACGCCCUGAUAAUAAUGGGUAUGCAUGCAUGUAUGCAACUCACAAACAAUUUCAAAAGGAAUGGCAAUCUUUGCGACUUCGUGAGCAGAAUGUCAACUUUGUUUCCUUGUGAGUUCUGAGUCACCUUAUUGGAAUUAUAAGAUCGUUCUAGUCGGAAGAUCGCCGUCCAAUAAAAUGAGAAGGCAAAUACUAGACAUAAGACAGCUCUUGAUAAUACAAGGUAUUAAAAAAAUUUUAACUGCAACAAGGGAUUUGGUUUUCAAGUUAUGACAAAUGAAUUUUUUAGGAAAAACACGCGUGAUCCCAUGAGUUCGUUGCAACUCGUAGCGUUAACCCUGAAGUCCCACUAGUGACCAACAUCAAUUUUCUCCCAACGAUAUCAAUGCAUUAUUCAGAGAAAAAGGAGUGAGAAUUAAUAAAAUGAUCACCAAAGGAAAAAUGCUUUGAUCUUUUAUCAAAUUCUUCUAAUUGUUUAAGGAAAUGUAUG
This is a messenger RNA of Porites lobata, 12564 nucleotides long. NCBI's taxonomy places the organism in Eukaryota, Metazoa, Cnidaria, Anthozoa, Scleractinia, Poritidae. The record is from the annotation of a GenBank genome assembly.